Messenger RNA from Postia placenta MAD-698-R-SB12, 1899 nucleotides. RefSeq lists its product as hypothetical. The transcript is spliced from 2 exons. NCBI's taxonomy places the organism in Eukaryota, Fungi, Basidiomycota, Agaricomycetes, Polyporales, Adustoporiaceae. The record is from RefSeq and is a predicted model, not a curated record. The coding region runs from base 1 to 1899 and encodes 632 amino acids.
AUGGAGAAGGACUGGUCCGCCGCACAUGCCGACCUUGCCGACCUGGAGUCGCAAGUCAGCAUCGAGUCGCUCUUUCCGGACACUGACCCUUAUGGCCUGCGCUCGCGAUCCCCUGGCGGACCUGUAAAGCACCACCACCAGCACCAGCACGCCGCCCACAGCCCCAGCGGCAUCGCGAAGAAGACUGAGAACUGGCUGCGCGGGCCACCCUCGUCCUGGUCUCGCUCCGCGAUUCUGGGAUUCUACAGCCCGCCGUUCGUCUGGCGCACCCGGCUGCUGAACGCCAUCGCCGCGCAGCAGUCCAACUUCGGCGUCCGCCCCAUGGACACGUACCUUGCCCCCGAGUCCGCCCCGGAGUGGCCGCCUAGUGUUCCACCAAAUUCAGAGCCAGACGAUGCCGGCGACGCAUCGGAUCUGGAUCUGGAUCUGGAUGCUGCGAGUCCUGCGCCGGAGCUGAAGAUCGAGGAGGCGCCACAAGACGUCGCCGCGUGUGGCCGCCACACUCCUGGUCCCCAUGGAGCCGACCGCCGGCGGCGGUCUGCGACAACAGCGGGGCGCCGACCCCCGGUCGGUGGGCCGCGUGCUAGGCCUCUUGGAGCGAAGUCGAGAACCAAAAAGAGGACGCCAAAGGAGCAGGAGUUCUCCUGCGUGUAUUGUGGCGCGAAGUUUUCGUAUCUCGAGAGCGUACUCCUCCAUGUCGUUACUUACUGCAAGGGCCGCGAGGGAGAGGCGUAUGGGUGUCCGUUGUGCCAGAAACAGGGUGCGCUAAAAUGGGUGUGGACACACUGCAGAGACGUUCACGGGAUGGGGCCUCGACAGACAGCGCGCUUGAUGGAGAACGCGCAUCUCCUCUAUUUCCUUCUCUCAUCAGGGUCAUUCCGCGGACACGGAACAGCCACCACACACAUACACACCACAUCGCAUGCCAUGGACACUCCAGCAGACUGGGAAUCAUUGCUCUACGGCAGCGCUCCCACCUUCCCGCCGCAAGAUUCCAAUAAUUCAUCCUUUGGGUAUGCCAGGCCAACAAGUCCCCCACCACCGCCCGUACUUCCGGAGCCAAACGGUGACAGAAGAAAUGACACCACGACGAGCGUCGAGCGCAGGGCUGGAGUCAACCAGCACCGCGGAGCCGACGACGGCAGGCGCUGGGAAUUGACGGAGCACCAUGCAAGAGCGUUGGAUGCCAUCGCGGAACGGCUGUGGCGUGAAUACGGCGGUCGCUUGGAGAUGACGUUCCGCUAUGCGAGAGCAGUGGAUGCCAUUGUUGCGCAGCUGGAGCGCUACGGGUUGGAGAAGGAAGGUCCCUAUGGAAGAGCCGCUGUUUCGCGGCUGCUGCGCGACUACAAGAAACGCGUGCAGACGAUGGACCGCAAUACAGUAGGAGCAAAUACGAUCCUGAGGCAUCUGCGGCGCAACAACAGCAGCCGCUUGGAAAUGACGACGCCCGAUGAAGGAGAAAUGAAUUUCAUUAUAAGGCGGCUGCUGCGCUCACGAGGCACAACAUCUCGCGGCGGAAUCAAACCGAACACGCAGGCAGUUGCAGACAGGGUAGCUUGUCUUGUUUCUGCCAUCACGAAGCAGCAGCGGCAAUUCCACCCAUAUGUCAAUCAGCCCGCUGGCGAGUCGCAACAGCCUCAGCAAAGGCUGGUCACGAUUCCCCACUGGUGCAUGUUCUGCGGUCAAGGAUUUCCUCUCGAUCACGUACGGUGGGCUCACGUCAUCUACGAAUGCGCUGGCAGAAGACAGCAGGAACUGGGGUGCCUGCUGUGUUCAUUUUCAUACAAAGCGCACGAUGUGUACCUGACUCAUUUCAUAGAAGUGCACGGCCACCACACAUCCGAAUUCGCCAUGUUUCUGCAUGACCUGGAAUACAGCGUAACCAUCAAUAACCAGUGA